Paraglomus brasilianum is the source of this 366-nucleotide messenger RNA. The record is from the annotation of a GenBank genome assembly. Lineage: Eukaryota; Fungi; Glomeromycota; Glomeromycetes; Paraglomerales; Paraglomeraceae.
AUGGGUUUAAGUUCAGAAAGUCAUAAUUUAUUGGCUGCUAUCUUAAAAGAACAAAAAGGUGAAACUAUUCCUUAUCAAGUUGUUAAUAAUCUAAAUGACAAUAAACCAGUUGAUAAGGUUGUUAGUCAGUUUGAAGAUAUUUUGUUUAGUGAAUCUGAUCCUGAAUUUGAUCAAAAAAUUGAAGAUAAAACAAUUGCCUUAGGAGAGCUUUUGAAAAAAGAAGAAGAAAUAACUAAAGAAAUUGAGAGAUUAAGGAAAAAAUAUAGUGCUGAAAUUGUUAAAAAACAGACUGAUUUAAGAAAUAGAAUUGUUAAUGAUCUGGUACCUAAGUUGAAAGAUAAUCUUCGAGAUACUGGAAGUGAUUGA